AUGAAGAGGCAGUAUUCUUUGAUAGAAAGAUUUCUUCAGAAUUUGGUGGUAGCAUAUUACACUACAUUCAUAUAUGGUCACCUGAUAGCCCUAUUUAUAAUGUUAUUAUUAUUCUUCUCAAGCUAUUGGCCAAUUUUAUUGAUAACAUUUAUAUGGGUGUGGUAUGACAGAGAGACACCACAUAGAGGCGGGAGAAGCUCAUGGAUAAUGAGAUCAUUGCCAUUUCUCCGAUAUAUAAGAGAUUACUUUCCAGUUGGACUGGUUAAGACUGCUUAUUUGGAUCCUAAAAGAAACUACAUAUUUUGCAUUUUCCCACAUGGACUAGUCAGUGCAUCAGGUUUUGCUAACUUUGUUCUUGAGGAUUCUCCAAAAUCUAAGUUGUUUCCAGGCCUCAAGUUCUACGCAGCUACUUCAGAUAUUAAUUUUUUUUUUCCUUUAUUGAGAGACUACGUCUUAGCACAAGGUGCAAUAUCAGCAUCUAGUAGAAGCUUGAAAUAUAUGCUAAAUGAUAGUAACAAGGGAAACGUUAUCAACCUGAUGGUCGGAGGAGCAAGUGAAGUCGCUUUAAUGAAACGAGGAGAAUAUAAAAUUAUAUUAAAGAAACGCAAGGGAUUUAUCAAAUUAGCUCUGAGUGAAGGAUGUUGUUUGGUGCCAGUGAUCAAUUUUGGUGAGGUUAACAUUUAUGAUCUGGCAUUACAUGAGCCAGGGAGCCUCAUGUAUCGAUUACAACACUGGAUCCUAAAGAAGAUGAGUUUAUUUGUAGUGAGACCAGUUGGUAGACCUGGGCUCAUGAGCUUAAUGCCAAAGAGAGAACCCCUUACAACAGUAGUUGGUAAACCAAUCGAAUUGCCAAAAGUGGAUGAGCCUUCUACAGAACAAAUUGAACACUACCAUUCUUUGUUUGCAGAGGAACUUAUUAAAUUAUUUAAUGAACAUAAACACAAAUACACUGAAGAUCCUGAAAACACUAAUUUGAUAAUUGUUGAAUGA
This is a messenger RNA of Nezara viridula (southern green stink bug), 990 nucleotides long. The record is from the annotation of a GenBank genome assembly. Lineage: Eukaryota; Metazoa; Arthropoda; Insecta; Hemiptera; Pentatomidae.